AGAGCGCUCUCGAGAGCUAGGCGGUUCGGUUGUUCGCUGAACAGACGCGACGAAACCGAUGAGGACGGAGACAGUUCUCUGUGUGGAUUAAUAGUGGACGUUUAUUUUUGUUUUACUUCGUUAAAAAAGCAAACAAACAAACAAACAAAAAAACUACAGAAAGUCCGGUAGCACCAGGCCUUAAACGUUAAAAAGGUCUCUGACUGCCAGGACUCGGUAUCCCAUAAUGGACAGCAUGUGUAGCACAGCCAUACCCACAUCUUGCGUAUAGAGGAAGUUGCGUGACCAACAUGUCCUCUCAGCCACAGCCUUUACCUCAGAGCCGCAGGGCUACAGACGCCCGCCACCUGCCAAGCCCCGCCAGCCUGCCGCUGCAGCUGACUCGAGCCCAUACGGACGUCAGCAUGAUGGACUACCACCCUCGGGACUACAGCUCCCACCUGGCCCAUGGAGCCCUGACCCAACCCCACCGCCGCAGACCCUCCCUGCUCUCGGAGUUCCAGCCUGGGAGUGAGAGAGGCCAGGAGCCCCAUGUCCGAUACGAUCACAUCUACCUGCAGGAGGCCAACAGCCAAUCGGAGAUGGAAUACUCUGAGAUAAAACGCCCUCGCAUGGAGUUAGGGCCGGACCCACUCCUGCGCCACCCGCCCCACCGCCCGCCUCUCUCGCUGGGCGGUGUUGAGGACAUGACAAAGGAGCGUGGUAGCAGCAGUGCGAUGGGGAAGAUUGAGCCCAUCUCUCCAGUCAGUCCUGCUGUCCUGGAACCUGAUCUGGACCUGGUGCCCACACGCUUCUCCAAGGAAGAGCUCAUUCAGAAUAUGGACCGUGUGGACCGCGAGAUCACCAUGGUCGAGCAACAAAUCUGCAAACUGAGGAAAAAGCAGCAACAGUUGGAAGAGGAGGCAGCGAAGCCGCAGGAGCCUGAGCGCAGUAUGUCCCCCCCACCCAGCGAGGCUAAGCACCGCAGCCUAGUACAGAUCAUCUACGACGAGAAUCGGAAAAAAGCAGAGGAGGCUCACCGUAUCCUGGAGGGACUGGGACCCAGAGUGGAGCUGCCACUGUAUAACCAGCCAUCUGAUACAAAGCAAUACCAUGAGAACAUCAAAAUAAAUCAGGCGAUGAGGAAGAAGCUUAUUCUGUACUUCAAGAGACGAAACCAUGCUCGCAAACAAUGGGAGCAGAAGUUUUGUCAGCGUUAUGACCAGCUUAUGGAGGCCUGGGAGAAGAAAGUGGAACGUAUAGAGAAUAACCCUCGCCGCAGAGCCAAGGAGAGCAAGGUCCGAGAGUACUACGAAAAACAGUUCCCAGAGAUCCGCAAGCAGAGAGAGCUGCAGGAACGCAUGCAGAAUAGAGUGGGCCAGCGUGGUAGUCUGGCUUCAGCAGCACGGAGUGAACAUGAGGUGUCUGAAAUCAUAGAUGGCAUUUCAGAGCAAGAGAACUCGGAGAAGCAGAUGCGUCAGUUGGCAGUGAUCCCGCCCAUGCUGUUCGAUGCAGAGCAGCAGAGAAUAAAGUUCAUUAAUAUGAACGGCCUGAUGGACGACCCUAUGAAGAUCUACAAAGACAGACAGGUCAUGAACAUGUGGAGUGACCAGGAGAAGGACACCUUCCGUGAGAAAUUUAUCCAGCACCCAAAGAACUUUGGCCUGAUAGCGUCUUUUCUGGAAAGAAAGACGGUAGCUGAGUGUGUGCUUUUCUACUACCUGACAAAGAAGAAUGAGAACUAUAAGAACAUUGUGCGGAGAAAUUACCGCCGCAGAGGCCGCAGCCAGCACAACCAGCAGCAGCAGCAGCACAACCAGCAGCAGCAGCAGCACAACCAGCAGCAGCAGCAGCAGCAGCAGCAGCAGCAGGUGAGCCGCGGCAGCCAGGAGGAGAAGGAGGACAAGGACAAGGAGGCAGAGCGAGACGAGGACAAACCCGAGGGAGACGACAAGGAGGACGCCAUGAAAGAUGACACGUCAGGAGAGGACGGGGAGGAGAAGGAGCCCCCGGUGGUUAAAGGUCGUCGCACGGCGAACAGCCGAGGACACCGCAAAGGCAGGAUUACCCGCUCCAUGGCCAACGAGCAAGAAGAGAGCAGCUCCCCUCCACUUAGCAGCGAACUGGCAAAUCUGGAGAUGAAUGAAAGCUCGCGUUGGACAGAAGAGGAAAUGGAGACAGCCAAGAAAGGACUCCUCCAGUAUGGCCGCAACUGGUCAUCCAUCGCCAAGUUAGUGGGCUCCAAAACAGUGUCCCAGUGCAAGAACUUCUACUUCAACUACAAGAAGAGACAGAAGCUCGACGAGAUUCUCCAACAGCAUAAAAUGAGAUCGGAGCAGGAGCGUAAGACCAGACGUAAGGGUAAGGCUGUGCAGAGCGAGGAGACCAGUGCACCCUCUGCUGCUGAUGAGGAGGAGAUGGAGGGGUCAGGGGUCAGCGGCAAUGAAGAAGAGGCGCAAGAGGAUGGAGAGGGAGUCCCAAACAACAGCUCAGACACGGAGAGCCUGCCCUCGCCACGCCCACUGGAGGGCAACAAGGUCAAAGAAGAGAGCACGUGCCGCUCCAAAGCUGGUCCCAGCACAUCGUCUUCGUCCUCCUCUUCCUCGGAAAAGGAAUCAUCGGCCCUGGGGCAGGCACCGGAGGAGAAGCCCCCCCCUGUCAAGGUGGAGCAGGGCGGCGUGAAGGUGGAGAGGAUGGAGGGGCCACAGGAGAUGCAGGCGGAGGAUAAGAAGCCCCCUGCCCUGGAGACGGAGGAGGGGAAGAGAGAGGUCAGGAAGAAGGAGCAUGGGGUCAAAGGUGGAGCACAGGACAGCGAUUCCAGUGCCACCUGCAGCGCUGAUGAGGCUGAGGAGACAGACAGCGCCGAGAAGAGCAGGCCCACUCUGCUGAACUAUGCCCAUGAUGGCGUGAUCUCCACCGGACUGCAGAAACCACUCGACCUCAAACAGCUCAAACAGAGAGCAGCUGCCAUACCUCCCAUAAUGCCGGAUGUUUCCCUAGCAGGGUCUGGUGGACUGAGUCGGCAGCAGCAGACGAUGCCACAUGCUCUGGCCCUCUACCAGCAGCAGAUCACCAUGGCACACGAAUCCUCCCAGGAGGCCAAGCAGCCACCUCCACAGCCAAUCAAAUCACAUUACCCUGGCGGCGAGGCUGGCAGCCCCCGGGACCGGGUCAAAAGCCCAGCCCCCUCUGAGCGAGAGAGAGAGGAACUGGAGGGGAAGGAAAGAUGGCUACACACUCUGCUGCAUGGAUUACACAAGUCCCGGACGUUCUCCCCUCUUGCUGACAUUAAGAAGGGCCCAGUCUCAGAUGAUGUCAGAGCUGUCAACCGGCCUGUGAUGUCACCAUACCAGCUGUCUCCCAGAGAUGUGGCUAAGCUAAGCCACGAACAGCUACUACACUACACCUCUCUCCAACAGCAGGAGAGGUUGGCUGCUGUUAGGCCUCUCCCCAUCCCUGAUCCACCUCCUCUCAUCUCCUCGGCCAAACCAGGAGGCUCUAUCACACAGGGUACUCCAGUACAGAUGCACAGCCCAGCCCAUGGCUCGGAGCACGCCAAACAUUCUGCACCUCUCCCUCUCUCCUGGAUGGAGCAGAGGAAGCUUGGUGGCUUCCCAGUGGUGAAACAAGAGCAACUGUCUCCACGUAGCUCCUCCACCUCUCAGGCUGAGAAUCUCUCCAUGCAGGCUACAGCCCAUGACAGCCCCUCAACCCGUGCGCCUAUGCCAGCUGUACAGGGAGGUAGCAUUACUAAAGGUCUCCCCGGCACACGUGUGCACCAAGAACCUCCUAUAUCAUACCGUGGUGGCUCCAUUACUCAGGGCACCCCAGCUGACGUGCUGUAUAAGGGUACCCUCACUAGGCUGAUCACAGAGGAGAGCCCCAGUAGGGACAGGGGCCGAGAGGAAACACCCGCCAAGGGACAAGUCGUUUACGAGGGCAUCGGUGCUCACAUUCUCACCUAUGAACGGACUCCAAACCCCAAGGAGGAGGGCAGGGCAGAGGCCCUUGGUCUCAAACGCCCCUAUGAUGUCAUGGAGGGGGGCAUCUCCCGAGCACUGCCCUUACGCGACGCUCUCACCACUGCAGAGGGUCUGAUUGGCAGAGCGAUGCCCCAGGAGAGAGAGAGCCCUCAUCCACACCACAUACGGGGCUCCAUCUCACAGGGCAUCCCACGUCAUGUGGAGGCCCAGGAUGAGUAUCUGCGGCGAGAGGCCAAGCAGUUGAAGCGUGAGAGCUCUCCCCCCACUCGCGGCUCUGCCCUGGGCCCUGACCCCCUUAAGGGCCGUUCCCACGAGAGCAUGGUGCCCACAGUGAAAGAGGGCGGACGCUCGAUCCACCUCAUACCACCAGAGGGCGUGCUGAUGAGCAAGCAGCCAAAAGAGGGCUCAAUCACGCAGGGCACACCCCUCAAGCAGGAGCCAACUGCCUCCACCAAGCGUCAUGAUGUACGCUCCAUAAUCGCCAGUUCCCCGCGCCCCCCCUAUGCUGGGCUGCCCCCCCACCUGGACCUGCGGCCCGAGCAUCGGGCGUCCGACCGCGGCCGCUAUGAGGACGUGAGCCCCAAAUCCCGGCCCAGCGCCGUAGUGAGCACCUCCAGCUCCCUUGCCCGUGCGUCUCCCCUGGCCCUGGGGCCAGAGCAGGGCUCCAAGGCCCACCACAGCCCCGUGGGCUACGAGGAGUCUAAGAGAACCAGCUAUCCAGCACCGUCACACAGAGGAUCACCGCUGUCCAGCAGAGAGACCCCACAGAGGACGCAUGAAGGCUCUGCUAAGGUUCCUCAGCAGGAGAGGAAAUCUACUCCCACUCCUCGGGAGAUGGGCUCCACAAAGUCGCCCCUGCCGGGUGUGCCUGACCACCCAGCCUCCCUGGCCUCCUACGAGAGGCUACUACAGGGCUUAGGAGCAGACAUGUACCGUGGCCAAAUCCCUCUGCCCUUUGACCCCUCUGCCCUGCCACGGGGCAUCCCCAUAGAUCCAGCUGCCUACUAUCUGCCCCGGCACCUGGCUCCUGCCCCGGGCUACCCCCACCCCUACUCCCCAUACCUGAUCCGGGGCUUCCCUGACACGGCGGCCCUGGAGAAUCGGCACACGCUCUUCACUGACUACAUCACCUCCCAGCAGAUGCAUCAGUGGCCAGCAACUGCCAUGGCCCAGAGACCAGACCUGCUACGAGGGCUCACACCCCGGGAGCAGUCCCUCACCCUGCCCUAUUCACCCACACCGCGGGGGGCGUCUGCAUCACCCAUGGACCGCAUUACAUACAUCCCAGGAACGUCCAGCACCUUCCAAAGCCGAGCCUACACCACCUCCCCGAUCUCACCAGUUGGAGCCUCUCACAUAAGCAAACUCCAGGGCACUUCCGCGUCGUCCGAGCGAGAGCGCGAUCGGGAGAGAGAGCGAGAGCGCGAUCGGGAGAGAGAGCGCGAGCGGGAACGGGAGAGAGACCGGGAAAGAGAGAGGGAAAGGGACCGCGAGAGAGAGAGAGAACGAGAGAGGGAGCGAGAGCGUGAUAGAGAGAGGGAAAGAGAAAAGUCUCUCAGCCAUGGCAACGUGGAACACGCUCCCAUUUGGAGACCUGGAGCUGCUGAGCAGACUGGCAGCAGCAGUUCCAGCUCGCGUCCAGCCUCCCUCCUGUACGGCCACCAGGCGUCGCCACUGAGCCCGCGGCCCCAGGAGAGCUUGCAGCAGAGACCCAGUGUGCUCCACAACACCAGCUCCAAGAGCCUGUCCGGCGCAGAGCACGCCAGCCCCUCCGUGCUGCGGUCAGUGCCACAGGGCUCCUCACGCUACCAGGCCUACAGCGGGCCCCUGCAGAGGGCGGGCGUGCCCACAGAUACCUACCCGGCAGCUCCAGAUCCUGGCAUGGCCAAAGAGCUCAGCAGGGAGGGAUCCAAGAGCCAAAGCCGUGGAGCUCUGACCAAGCACCAGGAGCUCUCCUCAUCCAAGAGCGAGUCCAAGAGGGCCAGCCCCAGCACGGCCCAGUGUUACCCAUCUCCCUACGGCCCAGCUGCCACCACCCACAUCGGCCUAGCUCCGGUCCGAGGGCUCCCCUUGCUGACUCUGGAGAGUAGCAGCACUCCGGUGGCGGGCCGCGGCGGAGAGAGUGUCGUCAGCACACCUAGUAGGGAAAAGGCUCAAAACAAAGCGAUGUCCAUACAGGAACAAGACUUCCGUGCACUUGGUAAGGCCACCAUGACAGCAGCCAGCUUCAUAAAUUCCAUUAUCAUGCGUGAAAUUUCUUGUGAUACAGGGAUGCCAGGGACUGGUGCGGUUGGGCCCAACGGCACCUGUGAUGCUCAACAGAAGGCUCUGGAACAGCACGGGCUGUAUGUGCCUCCGGAGGAGAGACUGUCCCCCAGCCAGCAGUCUGCAUCUCCUGCCAUAAAGGGCUCCCAAAGAGUUGUCACCCUUGCCCAGCACAUCAGUGAGGUGAUCAAGAAGGACUAUCUGCGCCAGUCUCAGCAGGGCCAUGCAGGGAGCCAGUCAGGCGGCCAGCCGGCACUGCAGUCUGUGUUUGCCUACAACAGCUCACCCGUGCUGGACCUCACUCGCCCUCCCAGCGCCCCUCAAGCCCAGACACCCUCUGAAGCCAGCGCCUCCGCCCACUACACCCCCGACAGCUCCAUGUGUGACAGAGACAGGAUGAGAGACAGGUCUCCUCCUCAAAGUAAAGUGUCCCCAGUGAGUCUGUCUGCUGAAUGCAUUGAGCCAGUCUCACCAGCAGGGGGCGUGUCUGAGCCAGAGUCCCAGGGAGCGACCUGCCCUGGCGAUCAAGCAGAGCAGGGACUGGGGUCGCACUCUCCUUCCAGCUCCCAGCCACCCGCCUUCUUCAGCAAACUGACCGAGAGCAACUCUGCCAUUGUCAAGAGCAAGAAAGAGAUGAUCAAGAAGAUGGUGGUUGGCAGUGAGGCUGAAUUCAACGCUGGCCAGCCUGGGACAGAGAUCUUCAACAUGCCUGCCUCCACCACCGCAGGGCAAGUAAAUGUGCGCACUCAUCCGCCUCCUGACACCAGUGGGAACACCAUUGGUCUCGAAGCCAUCAUCCGCAAAGCCCUCAUGGGCAAAUAUGAUGACCAGGCAGAUGAGCGCUCGCCCACCAACACCCUUACCUCACUGAGUGCCACAGCGCCCCCUGCUGCUUCUGCUGCGGAAGACUCCUACUCGCUGCCUGGUAAACCAAAGAGUGGAGGGCGUUCCAAUGGCCGAAAGACCAAGUCUCCUGGUCCUGGUCUGUCUGGGGGAGAGAGACCCUCCUCCGUCUCAUCUGUCCACUCUGAGGGAGACUGCAACCGUCGCACCCCUCUCACCAGCAGAGUGUGGGAGGACAGACCCUCAUCUGCAGGCUCCACACCCUUUCCCUGUAACCCCUUCACCAUGCAGAUGUGUCUGCCCAGCGGAGUGAUGCCCGGCCCCUCUCCCUCACCCACCCACCCUGGCCACGCUGGCCCUGCCCAGGGCCGCACCUGGGACGAAGAGCCGAAACCGCUGCUCUGCUCUCAGUAUGAGACGCUGUCAGACAGCGAGUGAGCGCGCGCAUGCCCGCGCGCACGUGCACGCACACACACUUUUUUUCCAGCUUGUUUAAAGAGUUGUUCUUACACACACACACACACACACACACACACACACACACACACACACACACAUUCUCACGAAUAGAGCAACACGAAAUCAUUGAUAUAAAUACUUGAGAGCGCGC
Electrophorus electricus (electric eel) is the source of this 7680-nucleotide messenger RNA. RefSeq names its product nuclear receptor corepressor 2 (gene ncor2). Gene Ontology annotation, cellular component: chromatin. Gene Ontology annotation, biological process: negative regulation of transcription by RNA polymerase II. The record is from RefSeq and is a predicted model, not a curated record. Gene Ontology annotation, molecular function: transcription corepressor activity. NCBI's taxonomy places the organism in Eukaryota, Metazoa, Chordata, Actinopteri, Gymnotiformes, Gymnotidae.